Anopheles stephensi (Asian malaria mosquito) is the source of this 1691-nucleotide messenger RNA. It is a transcript of the gene Faa, whose product is annotated as fumarylacetoacetase. The transcript has 4 exons. The record is from RefSeq and is a predicted model, not a curated record. Bases 240 to 1490 code for a protein of 416 amino acids. Gene Ontology annotation, molecular function: fumarylacetoacetase activity. NCBI's taxonomy places the organism in Eukaryota, Metazoa, Arthropoda, Insecta, Diptera, Culicidae. Gene Ontology annotation, biological process: L-tyrosine catabolic process; L-phenylalanine catabolic process; homogentisate catabolic process.
UGCCGUCCUCCAGCUCCCGUCAUCAUCUACGUCGUCACCGGUUGUGUGUGGACGCGCGCUACCCGAGCUGUACGGUCGGAUCUUGUGGAUUUCGAUGGUCAGUUAUCUACCGAGACCGCUAUCGUAAGGAAGCAAACAGAAUAGCCGCCCGCUUGUGGUUGUCGACGCUAGUCACUGUGGUUUGUGUCUGCAUUCCCUACUUCUAUCGCUCCGUGCCUGUGCGUUCUUCCAGCAGUACCAUGUCGUUUGUUGCCGUGCCACAGGGAAGUGAUUUCCCCAUCGAAAAUCUUCCUUACGGAGUCUUUAGCACCGCUGGCAAUCCUAAGGCUCGCGUUGGAGUUGCGAUCGGUGAGCAGAUCCUCGAUCUUUCGGCGGUUGUGAGCUUUUAUCCGGAAAGCGUACGGAAUGCCCUUCAAGCGACCGUGCUGAACGAUUUAAUGUCACUGGGCUGCGACGCGUGGGCCGAAGUGCGACGCAUCACCAAGGAACUUCUGCUCGACGGUUCUGCGCUACACAAGGAUGCCGCCCUUCAGGCCCGUGCGCUGGUGCCACAAGCCGAUGCGAAAAUGCAUCUUCCGGCCAACAUUGGAGACUAUACGGAUUUCUACUCCUCGAUCCAUCAUGCCACCAACGUCGGGGUUAUGUUCCGUGGCAAGGAGAACGCCCUCAUGCCCAACUGGAAGCAUCUCCCGGUCGGUUACCAUGGGCGGGCCAGCUCGGUAGUCGUGUCCGGUACACCGAUUCGCCGUCCGUACGGCCAAACGCUCCCGGUGGACGGUGCCGAACCAGCUUUCGGGCCCUGCCGCUUGUUUGAUUUCGAGCUCGAAAUGGCCUUUUUCGUCGGUGGACCACCAACCGUGCUGGGAGAACGAGUGUCGGUGGGGGACGCCGCCAAGCGCGUGUUCGGCUUCGUGCUGAUGAACGAUUGGAGUGCACGGGACAUACAGAAGUGGGAGUAUGUGCCGCUCGGCCCGUUCACGGCGAAGAAUCUCGGCACGAGCAUCUCGCCGUGGAUUGUACCGGUGGCAGCGCUGGAACCGUUCCUGGUCGACAACUUCCCGCAGGAUCCGGCUCCCUUCCCGUAUCUAAAGCACGAGCAGAAGUUCAACUUCGACAUCAAACUGGAAGUCGACAUUAAGCCGAAAGCAACGGGCGUAGCAACGACGGUCUGCCGCUCGAACUACCGAAACCUGUACUGGACGGCGUUGCAGCAGAUCGCCCAUCACACGGUUACCGGGUGCAAUCUGAACCCGGGCGAUCUGAUGGCGUCCGGCACGAUCAGUGGCGAUGCGUCCGAUUCGUUCGGCUCGAUGCUGGAGCUAAGCUGGAAGGGCACGAAACCGGUUCCGCUGGGUGGUGGGGAGUCGCGCAAAUUUCUACAGGACAACGAUGAGGUCGUAAUCCGCGGCCACUGCUUGACCGAAGAUGGGCUGAGGAUUGGGUUCGGAUCGUGCGUCGGUGUGGUACUUCCGGCAACACCGUUCGAGUGAUGGCCGAAUCGUUACCGGUGGUGCAUAUAUAUAUAUUCCAGUUUCAGUUGUGCAUGUAUUGGGAAAUGUGAUUGAAAGACGGAGAGAGAGAGAGAGAGAGAGAGAGAGAGAGAGAGAGAGAGAGAGUGCUGCAUGCCAUCGUCCUUUUGUUUCCAACUACGAUUUCCAAUACAUAUAUUAUACGCCUUUAUUAAUGCAUUA